Molecule: messenger RNA, 996 nt
Organism: Bipolaris sorokiniana ND90Pr
Lineage: Eukaryota; Fungi; Ascomycota; Dothideomycetes; Pleosporales; Pleosporaceae
Exons: 2
Coding region: 1-996 (331 amino acids)
Source: RefSeq, a predicted model, not a curated record
AUGCCCGGUGCUAUAUCCAACGAUGCUGCCACGCCCGCGCCUGCGGAGAGGGUUUGUGGGAUCUAUCAUAUUACGCAUCCGCGCUCAGCGUCGAAUCUCUUCCAGAAUAUGAUGGGUCGGCAGCCGGGGUUCCAGUACUCAAGCUACAAGUUGUUUGGAGCGGGAUUUGGGGCGUUGACGCAGUUGCAGAGGGGGCCGCUGGGGGAGUGGCCGAAGGAGGAUCGCGAAAGGUUGUUUGGGUUGUUUGAGGCGGGGUUUGAGGGGAUGCAGGAGGAGGUUGAGGGGGCGGUGAGGAGUGGCAAAAAGCUGUUUAUGAAAGAACAUGCAGUCUUUCUCUCCGCCGCCGAUAAACUCCUAGGCCGCAUCUACAACAAUGACAAUGUUGCCCCCUUAGUCGUGCACGAGCGCGGUGUCGCACCCAACAAGUCGUCUCAUACGAAUCCGACUUCGCUGCCCGACAGUUUUCUGUUGAAGUUCCAGCCGAUUUUCCAAAUCAGACAUCCAGUCCUCAUGUUCCCCUCGCUUGUCCGCGCGCAAAUGGACGUCAAGGUAGCGGGUCGACCCUGCGACUCCAUCUGUCAAGUCAUGCUUCAGCUGCGCGAUUCACGCACUUUAUACGACUGGUACGCUGCAAAAACUGCAAACACAGGAAUCAUCCCUCGUGUCAUUGACGCCGACGAUGUCAUGAACGAUGCAGCUUCCAUGCGCAAACUCUGUCUAGAAACAGGUCUCAAUCCCGAUGCCAUUGUGUAUGAGUGGGAGGAGCGCGUGGUCGAGGACCCGAUGCAAGCGAGGUUUUUGUCUACGCUGGCGAAGAGCAAGGGGAUUUUGAAGGGUUUGGAUGCUAAAGGGAAGAGUGUAGAGGGGGAGAUGGAGAAGUGGGCUAAGGAGUUUGGGAGGGAGGACGCGGAGGAGUUGGCGAGGUUGGUGGAGAGGGCUAUGGGGGAUUAUGAAUAUUUGUAUGGUAAGAGGACGGUUGCGGAGGAGACGGAAUAG